Plasmodium yoelii is the source of this 1629-nucleotide messenger RNA. Its product is annotated as CCT chaperonin subunit gamma. The transcript has 2 exons. Gene Ontology annotation, cellular component: chaperonin-containing T-complex. The record is from RefSeq and is a predicted model, not a curated record. The coding region runs from base 1 to 1629 and encodes 542 amino acids. Gene Ontology annotation, biological process: protein folding. Gene Ontology annotation, molecular function: ATP-dependent protein folding chaperone; ATP hydrolysis activity; ATP binding. Lineage: Eukaryota; Apicomplexa; Aconoidasida; Haemosporida; Plasmodiidae.
AUGAUGAAAAAUCCAGGAACAGUUUUGGUUUUCAAGCCCAACACUAAAAGAGAAGAGGGCCGGAAAACACAGUUAUCUAACAUACAGGCAAGCAGAGCAGUAAGCGAAAUUGUCAAAACAACUCUCGGGCCUAUGGCGAUGCUAAAAAUGAUGCUGGACCCAUUAGGAGGCAUUGUAAUAACAAAUGAUGGGAAUUGUAUUCUAAGAGAAGUAGAUGUAGCACAUCCAGCAGCGAAAUCAUUAAUAGAGCUUAGUAGAUCCCAAGAUGAAGAAGUAGGAGAUGGUACUACAUCUGUUGUUAUAUUAUCAGGAGAAUUUUUAAAUAUUGCUGAAGCUUUUUUAAAAAAUAAAAUUCAUCCAACUAUUAUAGUGAACUGUUAUAUGACUGCAUUAAAUUUAAGUUUAAAAUAUUUAGAAGAAAUAGCAAUAGAAGUAGAUGUAAAUAAUGAAGAAAAUCUUUUAAAAGCUAUUGAUUCAUGUUUAAGUACCAAAUUUGUAAAUAGAUACAAUAAAAUUGUUAGUAGAUUAUCUUUAGAAGCAACACAAUGUGUUAAGGUUGAAAAUAUUAUUGGAAAAAAAGAAAUAGAUAUCAAAAGAUAUGCAAAAGUAGAAAAAAUUCCUGGGGGAGAUAUAAUGGAUAGUUAUGUAUUAAAAGGUGUUAUGAUAAAUAAAGAUAUAACACAUCCAAAAAUGAGAAGAUAUAUUAAAAAUCCAAAAAUUUUAUUAUUAGAUUGUACAUUAGAAUAUAAAAAAGCAGAAAGUCAAACAAAUGUAGAAAUUUUAGAUGAAAAUACAUGGAAUCAAUUAUUAUUGCAAGAAGAAAUAGAAGUAAAAAAAAUGUGUGAAUAUAUAAUUGAUAGUAAAUGUGAUAUCGUUGUUACUGAAAAAGGUGUUUCAGAUUUAGCCCAACAUUUUCUUGUUAAAAAAAAUAUUAGUGUUAUAAGAAGAGUAAGAAAAACUGAUCUUAAUAGAUUAGAACGAAUUACAGGUGCAACAAUUGUUAAUAGAUGUGAUGAAAUUGUAGAAAAAGAUAUAGGAACAAAAUGUGGAUUAUUUGAAGUUAAAAAAAUUGGAGAUGAUUAUUAUUCAUUUUUUGUUGAAUGUGAAAAUCCACGUGCAUGUACAAUUUUAUUAAGAGGAGCCACAAAAGAUGUCCUUAAUGAAAUCGAAAGAAAUUUACAUGAUGGUAUGAAUGUUGCAAAAAAUAUUAUGCUUGAAGGAAAAUUAUUAUAUGGUGGUGGUUGUACUGAAAUGAGAGUAAGUCAAUAUUUAAUUAAAGAAGCAGCUAAUUUUGAUGAUUCUAGAAAAAGUGUAAUAGAAUCAGUUGCAUCUGCUUUUGAAAUUAUCCCCAAAAUUUUAGCACAAAAUAGUGGAGUUAAUGUUGUUAAAUGUAUUAAUGAAUUACGAACAAAACAUGAAAAACCAGGAUCUGAAAAAUUAGGAAUUGAUGGUGUAACUGGAGAAAUUAUAGAUGUAUCUUCCAAAAAUAUAUGGGAUCUAUUAUCUGUUAAAAAACAAAUAUAUAAAAGUGCUAUUGAAGCAGCUUCUAUGAUAUUAAGAAUUGAUGAUGUGGUUAGUGGAAUAGGUAAAGAUGACAAAAUUCAAAAACCCAUUAAAAAUGAGUUUUAA